Messenger RNA from Dovyalis caffra, 369 nucleotides. Lineage: Eukaryota; Viridiplantae; Streptophyta; Magnoliopsida; Malpighiales; Salicaceae. The record is from the annotation of a GenBank genome assembly.
AUGGUCGUCAAUUCUAGAUAUAAAGGCGAAGUUUCAAUUUUGAUAUUUUUGUCAAGGGCUUCUUCUAAAGAGUUUGGUGCUAAAAGAGCGUCAAUGAUAGCAUUGAGUUCCGGUUCGGGGGGGACUAUUCAUCACCACCCACAAAGAGAGUGCCGACCGCCAUCCAAGAGAAAAUCAAGUUCUCUCUCUCGCUUAAGCCUCCACACGCCCAUAGCCCACAACAAACCCUCUCGCCCAAGCCUUCUCCUUCUCACCAAUAGCCCACCUGCCAUGCACCAAACCUCCACAAUAGCCCACAACACUAGUCGCCUCUCUCUGCACCUCACAAACCCAUACAAACCGACUUCCAUGGCCACCCACACAAGCUGA